Molecule: messenger RNA, 1083 nt
Organism: Theileria annulata
Lineage: Eukaryota; Apicomplexa; Aconoidasida; Piroplasmida; Theileriidae
Product: dual-specificity phosphatase, putative
Exons: 3
Coding region: 1-1083 (360 amino acids)
Biological process (GO): protein dephosphorylation
Molecular function (GO): protein tyrosine/serine/threonine phosphatase activity
Source: RefSeq, a predicted model, not a curated record
AUGGUCAAGAUAAUUGAAGGAUUACACGUUGGAAGUUUUAACGCGGUUAAUAAACUAUUCUUGCCAACAAAAUCAGAUGAGUAUAUAGAAACAUUCAAAAAAUGUAAUGUUGAGUCGGAUUCCGUACAAAAUGUUAAUACUGCAAUCGUUUCAGUUUGCCACGAUGUGCCAUAUUGGUGUCAAGUGAGAAGUUCAAGAGAGAAUAAACACUUUGCAGUAAAAGAUGAAAAGUUAUCGGAUUUGUAUAAUAGCAAUUUAUCAAAUUCCUAUUUAAAUUUGCAUUUUGACCUCGUUUUACCCUCAAAAGAUGAUGAAUCUGAUGUCGAGUUUGAGGAUGGGCCCAUGUUUGUAUUACAUUCAAUUAUAUUCGCAGAUGACCAACCUGAAGAAAGAUUCUACAAAGCAUUUAAAUUUUCAUAUGAGUUAUUUGAAUACAUACUAUCGCUGGAAAAAGGAUUAGUUUAUGUUCACUGUCAGCUGGGACUGUGUAGAAGCACUUCAUUAAUAUGUUCUUAUUUGAUGAGGAAGUGGAAAAGGCCUUUCCUGGAAGUUAAAAGGUACAUGAAGUCUGUCCACCCAAAGACUGCAAUAAGCCAUUACUUCGAAUACCAGAUGAUCUUGUAUUAUAAAAACGGGUUCAAGAUCGAGGACGAGAAUGUGUUCUUCAACUACUACCUAAAAACACUAGACAGUUAUCUUAGGAACAGACAUAACCUGAAUUUGGAAACAGAGAAGGAUCCCCAAUUUGUAUAUUCCUGCAAAACCUGCAGAACUACCCUCUUUUCUGAUAACAACAUCAUUAAACAUGAAGAAAAUGGAAAACAACACAAAGCCUCUGAAUGUAACAGCAUUUUCAUUGAACCGAUGAUGUGGAUGAAGGAUCUAGAGUUGCAGAGCGGCAAGAUGCUCUGCAGUAACGAUAACUGCAAUGCAAAGUUGGGUUCCUUCUCAUGGCAUGGUCGGAAUUGCUCGUGCGGUCACCUUCAAGUCCCUGCGUUCCAGGUCCAAAUGUCCAAAGUUGACAGGUUCGAGUAUUCCAAUGACGACGUGCCUCCGAAGGAUGACAAUUUGCAAGUUAAAUGA